UUAAAGCGACAGCUGUUGCUGUUUACACGUUUUUUAGUUUCUAAACAAAACACACAACCUGGGAAGAUGACGCCUGCAAGUGGAAAGAGCCAAAGGAAACACUCUAAAUUGAUAUGCCUUCCAGGACAACGUCUUUGUCUGUCCGAUGAAAAUACAGUUUCGGGCCAAGGAACAUAUGAACGAAUGGGCUAUAUUUAUGCCACACUUGCUGGCACGGUACACAUAAACGAGAAGGACAAUUGCAAGUUCAUUGAAGUACAGUGUGCCGGUAGCCAGACCAUAGUUCCCGUUGCCGGUGACAUUGUAACGGCACGCGUUUUACAGGUCAAUCAACGUGCAGCAAAAUGUUCAAUCCUGUGCAUUGGUGAACAUGUUCUGGAACAAAACUAUCGAGCUAUUCUCCGUAAGGAAGAUGUUCGUGCCACUGAAAAAGAUCGUGUGGAGAUGUAUAAGUCAUUCCGUCCUGGUGAUGUCAUAUUGGCCAGAGUGUUACCACAAACAGAAUUGUCUUGUUAUCAAUUGAGUACGGCUGAAAAUGAAUUGGGUGUGGUCAUUGCAAUAUCCAGUGAAAGUGGUCCAAAUGGCCCGCCUAUGGUACCCAUAAGUUGGACCGAAAUGCAGUGUCCAAAUACAUUGGUUAAGGAACCGCGCAAAGUGGCAAAAAUUGUACCCGCCAGUGCAGUUAAGACGGAAAAUUGAAACCAUCGUACGAGCUAGCUAUAAUAGUUUAAUUCUAAGUUUGGAUUUUUUUUUAAAUUUUUUUGGACAAAAAAAGAAAAUUACAAAGAGAAGUCUACAAAUUAA
Molecule: messenger RNA, 804 nt
Organism: Musca domestica (house fly)
Lineage: Eukaryota; Metazoa; Arthropoda; Insecta; Diptera; Muscidae
Gene: Csl4
Product: exosome complex component CSL4
Exons: 3
Coding region: 67-699 (210 amino acids)
Biological process (GO): RNA processing
Cellular component (GO): cytoplasm; nuclear exosome (RNase complex)
Molecular function (GO): RNA binding
Source: RefSeq, a predicted model, not a curated record